Micropterus dolomieu (smallmouth bass) is the source of this 6055-nucleotide messenger RNA. RefSeq names its product spermatid perinuclear RNA binding protein. The transcript is spliced from 20 exons. Bases 652 to 2859 code for a protein of 735 amino acids. Gene Ontology annotation, molecular function: single-stranded RNA binding; double-stranded RNA binding. The record is from RefSeq and is a predicted model, not a curated record. Lineage: Eukaryota; Metazoa; Chordata; Actinopteri; Centrarchiformes; Centrarchidae. Gene Ontology annotation, cellular component: precatalytic spliceosome.
GGCUCGCGCUCACUUUCCCGGUUGUUAAAGACACUGCGACUUGUCCUCGCUGCGGCAGGACGGUGACAGCUUACAUCGGCUCUCUCAUUUCUCGGACUGAGCUCGGAUAUUUGCCUCUUUGGAGUUCUAUGUUUCGGUGGCAGUGACAGACUCAGCGUGUUACUAACACCAUUUAUCUUUUGGUGUUUGAUUUUCCCCUGCGAUGGACUGGUGACCUGUCCAGGGUGUACCCGCCUUGCGCCCGAUGUCAGCUGGGAUUGGCUCCAGCCCCCCGCGACCCUGUACGCAGGAUGAGCGGUUGAUGAUGGAUGGAUGGAUGGAUGGAUGGAUGGAUGUUUGAUUUUCCUCGUAUCAAACAGGUGCUGAACCCUGCCUGCUCUGACACCGUGUCUCCAGACAGACACAGUGGCUGACUCUGAAAGAAAAGUGGGCAGAUAAAGAGAUAGGAGGACAGAGGGAGAAGUACAACCUCUCGUAGAGUGGUGGCCAGGGUGACAGAGGAGCACAUGAGGAGCGGAAACAGCGUGACAGCAACAUCCUGACCGGUAACCUUGCCUCUGCACCCCUGCCCCCGCCCCCCCAACCCGCGCCCAGCAACUCCAGAAGUGGGCGUCACAAGGAAGGAAACGUGCAACCACUCCUCCUGCAGGCAUGAGGUCCUUCCGUUCCUUCAGUAACGAUGACCGCCACGUCAUGGCGAAACACUCCACCAUCUACCCCUCCUCCCAGGAGCUGGAAGCAGUGCAGACGCUGGUCUCCACUGUCGAGUGCGCCCUCAAACAUGUCUCUGAUUGGCUGGACCAGAAAAGCAGCGACAUAAACAGCCAGGCCAACAGCCAACCAGCAGACAGCACAGAGGAGGAUGAUCCUGGCGAUGAGCCCAGUGACAAAACUGAGGAUUCCAGUGACAGCUACAGAGAGCCCAGCAGUGGUGGCGUGCUGUGUGGAGUGAUGAGGAUCGGCCUGGUGGCCAAAGGCCUCCUGAUCAAAGGCGACAUGGACCUGGAGCUCGUGCUGAUGUGUAGAGACAAACCCACACAGACACUGCUGGACACUGUCUGUCACAAUUUACCCACACAGAUAGAGAAGCUGACAGAAGAAAAAUAUGAGGUCACAAGCUCCUUGCCCGAGGCAGCCAUCUUGGUACGAACUACAACAGAGCCCAAACUCACACUGACGAUUACCCUCACCUCACCAGCCAUGAGGGAAGACGAGGACGAAGAGGAGGAGGAGGAAGAGGAGGAGUUCGAGAAUGGGGAGGAAAUAGGGGAGGAGGAGGGGGAGGAGGUGGAGGACGAAGAGGAAGAGCAGGAGAAGAAGAAUGGGCAAGUGUUGGGUGCUGCUGCGCAGAGAGUGGAGGCUGAGGAGGAGGAAAGGGAGGUGCUGGAUAGACACAGAUGUCUGUUGGCCCUGGCAGCGCUGCGACACGCCAAGUGGUUCCAGGCUCGAGUGAACGGGCUAAAGUCCUGCGUUAUCGUUCUCAGGAUACUCAGAGACAUGUGCAAUAGACACCCCAUCUGGGAACCUCUCAAGGGAUGGCCCUUAGAGCUUAUCUGCGAGAAGGCAAUUGCCACCUGCAACAGACCUCUCGGGGCUGGAGAAGCCCUGCGUCGAGUCAUGGAGUGUCUGGCCUCAGGCAUACUGCUACCAGGUGGUCCAGGUUUACACGACCCAUGUGAGAAAGAGCCAACAAACACACUAGCCAAUAUGACCGACCAGCAGGCUGAGGCCAUUACCUACAGCGCCCAGCGUGCUCUCAGACUCAUGGCAUUCGGACAGAUCUACAAGGUGUUGGAGAUGGAGCCCCUUCCCUCAAAUAAGCCAUCACAGAAAUACCCUUGGUCUGAUAAAGAAGGCUUAGGUCUGAAGCGGCCAUACGAGGAUGGACCGAUGGAUGAUAAGGACCUCAUCAAGAAGAUGAAGAGGAAUCUUAGGAAAGUGCUAGACAGUAAAGCCAUAGACUCCAACCAGCCAAUGAACGCCCUUAUGAGGUUGAACCAGAUCCGGCCGGGGCUGCAGUAUCGCCUGCUGUCCCAGUCGGGCCCGGUUCACGCUCCUGUCUUCACCAUGUCUGUGGAUCUGGAUGGAACCAUUUACGAAGCAUCUGGUUCCUCCAAGAAGACCGCCAAACUCCAUGUCGCCGUCAAGGUUCUGCAGGCGAUGGGAUACCCUACAGGUUUUGACUCGGACCUGGACCCCAUGAGUUCAGACGAGAAGUCGGACGGUGAGGGGAAGAAUGAGACGUCAUCACACGGCAGCAAUAACCCAACACACUCUACGGACAGUUCCAAUACACUGGAGGUGCGAACUCAGGGUCCAAUACUAACGGCAAGUGGGAAGAACCCCGUCAUGGAGCUGAACGAAAAGAGACGAGGCCUCAAAUACGAACUCAUCUCUGAAAGUGGAGGCAGCCACGACAAACGCUUUGUUAUGGAGGUGGAGGUCGAUGGGCAGAAGUUUCGUGGGGCAGGCCCCAACAAAAAAGUAGCAAAGGCCAGUGCUGCUCUAGCAGCUCUGGAAAAACUCUUCUCUGGUCCCAACGCAGCUGCAAACAAGAAAAAGAAGAUACUGCCUCAGACUAAAGGAGCUCUGGCUGCAGCAGCAGCAGCCUCAGCAGUAGCAGCUCAGGUAGCCAGAGGCAGAGGAAGAGCAGCCCUCGCAAGAGGAGCCUUCGUCAGUGCAGCCGCGCCUGGAUACGUCACACCAGCAGGCUUUGGGACACCGUAUGGCUACAACCCAGCUGCGGCAGCUGCUCCUGCAUACGGUGGUCUUUUCAUUGACAAUCCUUUCUACCAGCCGCGGACCAUCGCUCCUUUUAUCAUUCAUCUGGGUCCCCAGGAUCUCUUCUCUGACUUCUAGAGGCAGCAGGCAGCAGGUCGUUGGAUGGGCUCUUCACACUUACCUGUCUGUACACACAGGACACACCUGUUUUUCUGUCCGUCUAAAGCGGGCUGCCUUUCUAUCCAGGUGAUGGACUCACAGAUCCAAAACUGAAAAACUCUCUGCAGAUCUGACCUGCUGACAAGAGAGGCUCAAAGUCUCUCUCUCUCUCUCUCUCUCUCUCUCUCUCUCUCUCUCUCUCUCUCUCUCUCUCUCUCUCUCUCUCUCUCUCUCUCUCUCUCUCUCUCUCUCUCUCUGUGUGUGUUUUCUCUACUCUCUUCCCAGAUUAUCACUUCAGAGGAGAGUAACUUUACACGAAGCAAUACUCGGAUUUUACGAGAAACGCUCAGCUGCGACUGCGAGAGGCUGAGCUAAACUUUGGUCUUUCUUAUAGCAAUACACAUGAACUCCUCUCUUUGAGCUUACUUACUUGAGAAGAUGUGAAUGUCCGAUGGAGUUUUACCCAACACAGCAUUGCAAUAGCUCAUUUUGAUUGUAUAUUCAUAUUGUAUGUGUGUGUGUACGUGUGGCUAUAACAUGACUAUAUACACAUAUAUGUAUGGUCUAUGUUUCUAUAACGAUGUGUUGACAAUAAUAUUACUAUAUGAUGAUGUAUUUAUGUAAAUAUUCUAUAAAAUAUAACUAUUGUUGGUAUAAAUUAUUUUAGAAUUAUAAAGUGAAAUGUACUCUGUAAUAUCACAGUAUAGCUUUCUUCCAAUUUUAUAUACACUAAGCAAUUGAAGCUAGUUCUAGGAGAUGUAAUAUUAUCUUUGGUAUUCCUAUUAACCUGUGAUGUUAGAAUUAUAAUGCUUCCUUCCUUCUUUCCUUCCUUCCUCUCUUUCCUUCAAUCGUUUCCUCUAUCUUUGAUGUCUUUCUGAGCCUUUCUGAGCACGCUCUCUGCUGCCCGAGGUUUGUUUACGUGGCCCGGACCAGAGGUGCCCACUACUGAAUACACUCAUAACCUAAUCACACCUGUAUGCGCGCGCACACACACACACACACACAUAUAUAUACUCAUACACACUACUCCUGCCAGAAAGCACAUUUUCUAUAGUCUCACUGCUGGCAGGGAAUACUGUUGUUACAAAUACAGUACUGUAUGUUGUGUAUACUCUGAAGUACGCACUCCUCCCUCCACUAUCCAUACAUGUUAACGUACACACCCAUCAACAAUCGUCCGCUCUGUCCCGCUCGCUUUAGGGACCAAAAGCACAGCUCACUCACACCCAUUUCGACUCCUCCUUUCUGCAAACACACACAUUAACACUCCUUCCCUCUAACCUCCUUUAGCAAUCCUCUACUGUGGCAGAAACAUCUUUGUGAAAGGGCCUUGUUACACACUGGGAAAAACACAGCACAAACGGUUGGCUAACUAAUUAAAGGUAUAGCCGUGUGAAAAUCUUAAGAAGUGAGACCUUGAAUUGGAUUUGCAUUUUAGAAAAAUAGGCACAUUUCAGUGGUUGGUGAUGGAGGGAUGUUCUGAAGCUUGGAUUGGCGUUUUAUCAUUGACUCGGAAGUUUCAGCUAGGAAAGCACCGAUCCAAUAUGCCUGAUGAGUGCAUCAGGCACAGCAAUCUCUGGCCUCAUGUUGCAGUCCAUUCAAAUGAUUCCAAUGAGGUCCACGCUGUGAGGUUUCCAAAUUUGAAAUUUAGAGAAAAAAAAGACAGCACUGGUGUCGGAUCUGUACUAGGUAUUUGGAAAGAUUGAGCAGGUGCAUCCUUAGUUCCAGCCACGGCGGCAACUGUCAUAAGCUGACACAGGGAAACAUGUUACUCAAGCACAUUUCAAGACACAUUUGAGGAAGCAAAAUUAGCUUUUGAGAUCAGAUAUUUACUUUGUAUUUCGAUACAGAAGUUGGGUCUGUUUUGAAGAUUUGAAGCCUUUUAAUGUAGAAAUUAGCAUUUCUGCAUUUUUUUAAGGCACUUCUGCACUGGCCUCAGCUGUCAGCCAGCUGGUCAUAAGGUCUACAAUUCACCUCUUACUGAACUCCUGAGAUAAUAGUAGUAGAAGAAAGGAGUUUUGUUUUCUUAAAUUACAUGUGUAUGACUUAUUAGUAGUUGACUAUUUAGUGAUUGUGUUGUGCAUAUUACAUUUAAGUAGAUAGUCUAGACUGAGAGCAGAGAUAUUCCAUUCAUAUAAAGUGCUUUAUUUACAUCGUAUAUUUGGAUCUAAUUUUGGCUAUUGUUGGAACCGGACAGGUGUCACAACACUGUACACAGUAAGUUGGCAAUCACACUCAGCAUUGUGUUGGGUUUCUCCAACUUUCUAUAGUGCAUACAGGCUUCUGAAAGCUCUUCAUCAGUUAUUUAUUUAUUUUUUAGCCUUUAAUAGAGACGAGGUGUCAGUCAGCAGAGGUAAAAUCAAACAGAAUGUGCAUCAAAACGGCUUUGAUUCUCCUCACGCUCGCCUUGAUCUGGGCAGCAGUUUGAUCUCCUGUGUUUGUGCCGGCUUUGAUUCAACAAAAACUGCGUCUGAGAAAGACACAACAGUCUCACUAAUGCCCCAGAGCCCAUUUUUCAAAACAAUUUGUCAAAUUUGAGUUGGAUUUUGUGACACCACUGAGCAGACAGUAAAGAGGAUUAGGCAAUUUUAAGUUUAACUGGGGCCCUGCGAUGGACUGGCAACCUGUCCAGGGUGUACCCCGCCUUUCGCCCGAUGUCAGCUGGGAUUGGCUCCAGCCCCCCGCGACCCUGUACGCAGGAUAAGCGGUUGAUGAUGGAUGGAUGGAUGGAGGUAUUUCAUCUGCUAAUCUUUGUUUUUUAUAUAAUACCAUAUCAGGCUGGGAUCUACAGUAGAGAACAGAGUAAAUUAGUGCCAGGACCAUCUUACUUCUCUGACGUGCAGCAGCAUUAAGAUACUAAGAUGUCUUGUAGAAACUAGAUCCUGCUUCUUAAAAAAAAUCACCUCCUGUAUAAUAUCACGUUAGUCAUGUUUAGUGACUAUGGAUCUUUUUGUGGGUUUUGCUGCAUAGCUAUUCUAAGCUUUUUACUGUGGUUUCUCCAUCAAUUCUCAGAGCUCAUCUAGUCGUCUCUAAAAGUCUGUGCACUGCUUUACCCUGACAUUUCAAUUGUGGAAUUCAGGUGGAGGUGAAUAACUUGGGAGCCUGACUGCGGGGAAACAGACCCUCUCUAUUAGCUAAGAUUUUUUCCUAAUUUCCCCUCUGCCCUCUCUGUUGC